AUGGUUCGACUCACCCUUGAAACGUUUGCAGUGUCGGUGUGCUUGGCCAUUGUCGGCUUUGCACAACAAGUCCCGGUGGUUCAAACCACAGCAGGAAAGAUUGUAGGGAAAGCCCUCUCGGACACGACAUAUGCGUAUCUCAACGUCCCGUACGCUCAACCGCCCGUUGGACCGCUCCGAUUCCUUGCACCUCGGCCGAUUCUCACCCCUGAAACCGAGCGCAAUGGGACGAGAUUUGGCAAUUCGUGCAUCCAAAAUCCAGUCUCAACGCCAAUCUAUAGCGUCGAGAGUGAAGAUUGUCUUUAUCUCAACGUAUGGACGUCUCCACCUGCGGCGAACAAGCUCCGGCCUGUAUUUAUGUGGCUUUAUGGUGGCGCAUGGACUUCUGGCACUGCCAGUGGCUACUUCAAUGAUCUCACAAAGUGGGCAAAGGCGCGACCGGAUAUUGUCUUUGUGUCGAUAAACUAUCGGCUCAAUUUUUACGGUUAUGCCGAAUCACCUGCUCUCUCUUACAACGAUACUAAUGCUGGUCUACGCGAUCAACGAGCAGCCGUCGAAUGGGUGGCCGCAAACAUAGCAGCAUUUGGUGGUGAUCCUGCGCAUAUCGUUCUGGGUGGUCAGUCAGCGGGCUCAGCGAGUGUAGCCGAGUAUCUGUAUGCAUACCCGGAUCAACCGCUCCUCCGUGGUGCGAUUACAAUGAGUGGUCAGGCAGAUCUUGCAAAUAUUCUGUCUCAAGUGGAGGUCCCCAACUUAUCCGCGUCAGACGAGAAUCCUUUCCCAGUCAUUGCAACCUCGCUUGGAUGCCCCUUGAUCGAAGACAACUAUGCCGCUCAGCUCGACUGCGUCAGGACCAAGACGGCGGCUGAUAUUAGGCAGGCCAUAAGCACAAAUAAUAUAUCAAGAAUAUCUCCCUUUGUGGACAACCAAACUUUGUAUCCAUCUACUGAAUACAGGGCAAGAGGGGCGGCUGGAAGGUUUGCCAGCGUCCCAUUGUUAACCGGAACAACGGAGAACGAAGGGGACUUCUUCGUCAUUAACCGUACAACAAACACGCUCAACGAGACACGUUCGGAUUUGCUCACCCUUGCCGCAUUUAGAUGCUUGGAUGCGCAGCAAGCGAACUACUCAUCUAAAAAGGUUUCCACCUAUCGCUAUCGGUACAUGGGCGUCUUUCCGGUCCUCUCACCACCACCUCUUCGUUCGUGGCACGGGUCCGACCAGAUUGUCCUGUUCAAUAAUACGGCAGGCCUUCCUUUGUUGGCCGUUGAAUACAUGCAAGAGGCCUGGAGUGCGUUCAUCGUCAAACCCAAUGACGGAUUAUUAUCCAUAGGUUGGAAAAAGUAUCAAGGCUAUGGUACAAAGACGCUUGUGGACAUUUUUCGGAAUAGCACAGAUCUUGCGCACCCGAUUCAGCUUGAGAAUCCGACAUUGUUUGAUAUCAAGUGUGCAAUACUUGAACAAGGAGUAUAG
Molecule: messenger RNA, 1470 nt
Organism: Serendipita indica DSM 11827
Lineage: Eukaryota; Fungi; Basidiomycota; Agaricomycetes; Sebacinales; Serendipitaceae
Source: the annotation of a GenBank genome assembly